AUAUAUCGUGCGCGCGUCUAAAGAUUGGCUAUCGUAUACUUGUUGCGUGAUCCUAAUUCUCAAACUUUUUAUUAGAAAGAGUGAGACUAACAGCAGAUGUAGGAUCAUUCGCGUCUGACGCAUUGACGCCGCCGCGGGGUACAGGAAGUAGGGGAACGGAGAUUCACGGGGCAACACGCUGUCUCGGAGCUUCUUCUCAAAACGGCACCCCCGGAACUCACUAUUCCUUGCUUAACUUGUAAAUGUUAUAGAGACCAGUGUUCGCCAAUGUAAACAGCGACAGGUGACUCGCUGUUUCUCCUCGAAUCUCAGUCUGGUAGCGCGGACCUUAUGUACUGGAACAGGACGGCGACCGGCGCACGAGAAGAGAUGCCGUUGAGCUCGAUAAGUCAUACCGCGAGUGUUCCCACCGACACGGUGGAGAGUGUCAAUCCCGGCACGAGCACGCAGAUAACGUCAACCUGCUGCACCCCGCCACCGUCCUAUCACAAUAUCAAUUUACCCCUCGGCCAUCCUUCCACGCUGACCAACGAACGCGGUGCGCCACCCUCGUACGAAGAGGCGAUAGAUCCUAAUGCACCGCCACCGUCCUACGAUUCUCUAUUUGGUCGUAUGAGAGAAGCCCGUAAAAUAUCUAAAGGCAUAUUCGAUUUUUUAAAGAAUAUUGUUGUUUUGCUCUUAGGCACUAUUGGGUGUACCAUUAUUCUUGGAGUGACGAUAGUGGUACCAAUUUGUAUGAUGGUAAUCGGUGGACUGUAUCUUUACGAUUGUCCACAGGGUGAAUACAUUCCCGUAUAUCUAUUGGUAGGCGGUGGAUUUGGAGUAUUUAAGCAAUUAUUAACUUUGUCAGCCCGCGUGCGACAACGUCAAGAGGAAAGAGACGAAGAAAGGAUCAGACAGUCGCCUACGCAAACUCUGAUCAAUUGUUUUAUGCUAGGAUGGUUUAUUAUUGGUUCUAUGUGGGUAUAUAAAGAAUAUGAACCAAACUAUGAUCCAGCCUUGGGAAAGUAUUGCAAUAAAACGCUAUAUUUAUUCGCCUUUUGGCUAAUUACAUCGGUCUACAUAUGUAUGGGUAUCAUAACAGCCGGUCUGUGCAGUAUUUCUGUAGCUAGCAUCGCAUUUCAGAGACCACCAUCGGAUCUGAUGUGAGACAACGUUGUUUAGCCGCUUCGUGUCCACGUCUCCGAAAUAACGCGCAUCUCCUCCGCAUUCGACAUAGUCAGGACGGUAUUUAUUGAAAAAGAAAUCCCGUUAUGUACACGCUAUGGACAAUAAGUGUGCGUAAUCUGCGUUCGGUUUUCCAUCUCGCGGGAGUACUAUCGAUACCGUCCUUUCUCUUCUCCCUCCCCUCCCAAUCGUUAAAUACGAACGGCUCGUUCUUAUAGACAUACUAAGAUAUUGACGAUCAAAGAUUGAAACAUUAAAAGCUCCAAUUUGUAUAUAAUUACGUGCCGUAUAAACGGAAGAGAAAUCUCAUUUUGGGAGCAAAGCGAUGUGAGCCACUCGUCGAAAGUGGCAUGACUUCGUCCGUCAUAACGAGUCGCUUCGCUCACAAUGGGGCGCAAAAAUUUCGUCCACGUUUACGUACCUGAGAUGCUUAAACGACUAUUUCGAAGAAAAUCGUUGGCACGUUAAACGCACACUGAAACACUCGCGUGGGCGUGCGAGUUUCAAGCAAGAUCAUAUGAACGAAUUAUGAUGCGCGAACGAGCGCAGUAGUUAUUCGAUAAUUCGACUUUGUCGCGGGAUUUCCGAUGCCGUAGGAAAAAUCGGUGAAUAAUACAUCGAAGUCAGUGUUGUCUCUCUUAAUAAGCCUCUCAACGGAAGAAACGGGAGGCGAGAGGAAGCAGAGUCGCUUCGACCGGAUCAAGGGCUGUGUGUACGCGUUACUCGCGGAUCUUUUAAAUAUGUGCCAAGUGGACGCGAAGUCGCAGACCAAAGUAUUUUGCUAUCACCGAUGUUGCUCGCGCUAGCAUCAAUGCGCCACACGGAUUCUGUAAAUUCGUUUAAACUUCUCGUCCAAUGGAACUCGCUCCAGGACGGGUAGGGUGCGAACGCGCGACUCACUACGCUUAGCACAGCGGCGUUGAUCACGCUUCGAUACGACGGUCUAACUCUACGAUAUAAAUUAGUUAUCGCAUCAUUCUCUUGAUAACACUUCUUAUCUGUGUUAAAUAUUUUAUGGACUUUUUACAGACUUGAUUAUGGUACGCACUCCGCUUGCUCGUGACUCGUAACUUAUUGUUAAAAGACUGCAAUCUCUCACGCGACAAUUUUAUCUAUUUAUUCGCCCUUUCCUCCGUCCUUUUACGCCUCUAUAGAUCUCUAUUGAACCCCCCAUGUCUCUCGAUACGAUUAGUUUUCUUAUGAAGGAUAAAUCGCGCAAAGCAAUCAACUAGAAAAAUGCGGACGUAUAUAGUACGGAUAUUGAUAUAUGCGUUCCUCUUUGAAACGCAUCUUUAACAUCUUUAACAUCUUCUCUACUUUAACAAAAAAUGACAGUAAAAGUGACAGUAGUUGUCAGUAUUGCUCGAACUUGCUAUUUUCAAGAACUCGGCAUGCUCUAUCGGAUCGUGUAAUAUGACGAGACAUCAAUGAAUUUGUGAUCCGAUUAAACGAUCGUAUUAUCAAAUGUAUUACGAAUAUAACUUAAUACUGUUGUUCCUUCCACUUUCAUAUAACUUUAUCAACUUUUCCCGACUGAUGUUUAGUCUUCCUCCCUCAGUCCUUGCGUUAUACAAAAUGUAAUUAUCUUCAACAUAAAUUAGGCGUAAGCUUAGGAAUAGACAUAAUAAGUAUCGUCGCAGGAACAGGAUUAAUCGUGAUCCUGUGUCGCGGUGACGUCUUUCACGAACGUGCUUAUGUCGCGUAACGAUUAACAAUAACUGAGCUUGCGCUUUCAAUUUCGCAUUUAACGUAUUAAAAAGAUAUGUAUAUAAUUCGCGUGUAAGAUCACAUUACACACGCACACAUAUAUAACAUGUAUAUGUAUGCAUUAACGUUGCAGCAUUCGACACUGCACUAACCGGGGACAGAUUGUAAAUAAUGUACGACUUGAAUGUAGAAUUAUGAAUUGUGCGCGAACAACGUAUCUUGCAUUUACUAUAUUAUAAUAUAAAUUAAUUGAUUUCCGACGAUGUAAUAACAUUCCUACGUUUUGCAUGACGGACACGUACGCACAUUCGUUGUUAUAAUUUCCUAAAUAAAGCGCUUAAAAGCA
Molecule: messenger RNA, 3220 nt
Organism: Pogonomyrmex barbatus (red harvester ant)
Lineage: Eukaryota; Metazoa; Arthropoda; Insecta; Hymenoptera; Formicidae
Source: RefSeq, a predicted model, not a curated record